AUGCCCCCCACAGCGGCGGCGGGCAUCGUGGUGGCUGGCGUCCUCACCGUCUGUGCUGUGCUGGGCCUGUUGUACUGGAGGCGGGUGAGGGGGCAGAGCCUCUUCACCCUCAGCAGAGAAGAGAAGAGCUGCUUUUCCCACGAGCUGACAGCUUACAGCCUGCGGCCAGCGCGUGUUCCGCCCCUCCUGACGGCCUGGUGCUCCCACUGGCCAAUCCCCGUCCACAGCUUCUGGCAGAGCUACGAGGCCAAGAGCGUGCAUGCCCACCGGGCUUUCUUCCAGGAAUUUGAGGAGCUGAAGGAGGUGGGCAAGGAACAGCCCAGACUGGAGGCCGAGCUCCCCGCCAACACCGCCAAGAACCAUUACCCACACAAGCUGCCCUAUGACCACUCCCGGGUGUGGCUGGCCCCGCUGGAGGGAGAGCCCCACUCGGACUACGUCAAUGCCAACUUCCUCCCGCCUCCGCCCCCACAGGGCUAUGCCCACUCGCAGGAGUUCAUCACCACGCAGGGGUCCCUCAAGAAGACUCUGGAGGACUUCUGGCGGCUGCUGUGGGAGCAGCAGGUCCGCAUCAUCGUCAUGCUGACCGUGGGCAUGGAGAACGGGAGGGUUCUGUGUGAGCACUACUGACCGGCCGACCCCACCCCUGUCACCCGCGGUCAUGUCACCGUCCACCUCCUGGCCAAGGAGCCCCAGGACGAGUGGACCACGUGGGAGAUCCUGCUACAGCAUGUGCGUGCCCCAGGGGAUGGGACAGGUGUGCCCGCAGCCCCUAGCUCGCUGUUGGCCUUCGUGGAGCUGGUGCAGGAGCAGGUGAGGGCCUCCCGGGGCCCUGGGCCCAUCCUGAUGCACUGCAGCGGCACCUUCGUGGCCCUGUUGAGGCUUCUGCAGCAGCUGGAGGAGGAGCGGGCGGUGGACGUGCUCAACACAGUGUACACGCUGCGGCUGCACCGGCCCCUCAUGAUUCAGACCCCUGUGAGGGCUCAAUAUGCCGGGACCCCAAGAAGCCAGUACAUCUUCCUGCACAGCUGCCUCCUGAACAAGAUUCCGGAGGGGCCCUCGGACCCCUCUGAGCUCCAGCCCAUCACCGCGGCCAGCUUCACCCAGGCGUGCGCAGAGAGGGCGGCCAACACCAACGCCGGCUUCCUGCAGGAGUACGAGCUCCUGCUCCAGGUCAUCGGGGAUGAGGCUGGCUCUCUGAUGCCCUGCCCUGGCCGUGAGCAGGACAGCACUGUCCCCUACGCCCAUCCCCAGGUGGAGGAGACCCCCUCUCACGAGAUACCGGAAGCCUGGCUCUUCCCUGGCGGGCCUUCUGGCCGAGACCACGUGGUGCUGACUGGCCCCAUGGGCCCAGAGGAGCUCUGGGAGCUGGUAUGGGAGUGUGGGGCCUGUGUGCUGGUCUCCCUGUGCCUGCCUGACGCCGGGGAGAAGGGUGAGAGCGGGCAGGAGAGGCUGGUGCAGAGCCUGCAGCUGCCGUGCUGGGAGCCGGGGCAUGCCCUCCCUGCCACCACCCUGCUGCCCUUCCUGGCCGCUGUGGGCCAGUGCUUCUCGGGGGACACGGAGAAGCCGGGCACGCUGCUCAGCCACUCCAGGUGCUGUUGGACAAGGGCCAAUUGCAGCCACGAUGCGGCCCCACUGGACACCUUCCUGGCCAUGGCCCAGCUGCUGCAGCAGGUGGGGGCUGAGGGCACAGUGGACGUCUUCAACGUGGCCCUGCAGCAGUCACAGGCCUGUGGCCUCAUGACCCCGACGCUGGAGCAGCACAUCCACCUCUUCAACUGUCUGAACCAGGCACUGCUGGACGGGCUUCCCUGAGUCUCUCAUGAGGCCGUGCAGGAGCAGAGGAGGCCUGUGCCCACCAGGCAGUGAGGGCCAGCCAGGUGGGCCGGCCAGGCUGGCCUGCUCGGGCCUGGCUUCCCUGGGGCUAUGCUGUGACGGGGCAGAGUUGGGAAUAAAGGAUGUGGUCCAGGCUGAGGCUGAGUGUGCCCAUCUGUCACCCCCUGAGGAAGAAAGAGACGGCCUCAGAGAUGCUUGCGGGAUGUGGGGCCCAACGCGAGGGCCCGGUGGGCAAACCCGAGC
Messenger RNA from Equus caballus (horse), 2079 nucleotides. Lineage: Eukaryota; Metazoa; Chordata; Mammalia; Perissodactyla; Equidae. The record is from RefSeq and is a predicted model, not a curated record.